AUGCAGCAAUGUGACAGCCCUUUCAUUGUCAAAUGCUAUGGUAGCCUCUUUGACAGUCAAGACCUCUGGAUUUGUAUGGAGUAUUGUGGCGCUGGCUCAGUUGCUGACAUUAUGCGUUUUCGGAACCAAACUUUAAAAGAGGCUGAAAUCGCCACUGUCCUUCAGUAUAGCCUCAAGGGUUUGGAUUAUCUACAUCAGCUUAAGAAAAUACACCGCGAUAUAAAAGCCGGAAAUAUACUCCUAACAAAUUCAGGGACUGCUAAGCUUGCCGACUUUGGUGUUGCUGGUCAACUCUCCGACACCCUAGCCCGAAGAAAUACAGUAAUUGGAACUCCUUAUUGGAUGGCCCCAGAGGUAAUUAUAGUUUUAUCGUCAAUUUCGCUAUAUUACUUUGGCCUAUUUAAAUUUAGUUCUGAGAAGCCUGAGUCGUGA
Protopolystoma xenopodis is the source of this 432-nucleotide messenger RNA. NCBI's taxonomy places the organism in Eukaryota, Metazoa, Platyhelminthes, Monogenea, Polystomatidea, Polystomatidae. The record is from the annotation of a GenBank genome assembly.